Messenger RNA from Cyprinodon variegatus (sheepshead minnow), 3929 nucleotides. It is a transcript of the gene vps37c, whose product is annotated as vacuolar protein sorting-associated protein 37C-like. The record is from RefSeq and is a predicted model, not a curated record. Gene Ontology annotation, cellular component: ESCRT I complex. The transcript is spliced from 5 exons. The coding region runs from base 522 to 1592 and encodes 356 amino acids. Gene Ontology annotation, biological process: protein targeting to membrane; ubiquitin-dependent protein catabolic process via the multivesicular body sorting pathway; protein targeting to vacuole. Lineage: Eukaryota; Metazoa; Chordata; Actinopteri; Cyprinodontiformes; Cyprinodontidae.
GCUAUGGCCCAUUCCAAAAAUGGCAGCAGUUCCUAUCAGAGCAAAGUGGAACUUUCCUGUUUUUCUCCAGAUUUAUUCAACUGCCGGGCAUCUUUUUCGGUCUACGUUGUUUUUCUUAGUUUAACUAAACAUUAGCGGUCCAGCGAGGGUUCAGACAGCCACCUCGGACCGAGUGGCUCGGCUCGGGGUGUCGUGUUCGGUCGGGAGAUCACCGGGCUUCCCUCGAAGUUGACGCGGCUCUCCUUUCCACAGCCUCCCCUGACAACAGCCCGCUAAACGCGGAGCAUUGAGCCGAGGCUGGAUAUCGGCGGUAGCUAGCUAGUUAGCAUACCGAGCGCAGACAAACAAGCCACCGGCGUCUUCAGUUUUUCCUUUAGCGGGGAGCCUUCAAGGCAGCUCGGAGAUCCAGGAGACGUGUCGCGUCACUUGUCAGUGGAAACAGAUCUGUGGUGUUAGAUGUCAGCAGCAGUCAGAGUCACACCGACUUUAUUCUGCUCUUAUCAUUUGUCGUAGCCAAUCACAUGGAGAAGCUCCAGGAUUUGGGCCAAUCAGAGCUACAGGAGCUCCUGGACAACCCAGAGAGGGUGGAGUCUAUGGCUCUGGAGUCUGAUGAGAUUCAGAAUAUCCAGCUGGAGCGAGAGAUGGCGCUGGCCUCCAACCGCAGCCUGGCGGAGCAAAACCUGGACAUGAAACCUCGUUUGGAGUCUCUGAAGGAGGCGCUGGUGGCCAGAUACUCUCAGCUAGAGGCCGUCAGGGAAACCUACAGACAGCACUGCUCCCAGAGAGACGGGAUGGUGGGUCAGGUCUCUCCAGAGGCCUUCUUCUCCAGACUACAGACAGAAAGUGAAAAAACCGAGUCUGAGUCCGAGGUUCUGGCGGACGAGUUCCUGGAAGGAUCUCUGUCUUUGGAGUCCUUCUUUGAGCGCUUCCUCCUCCUGCGCUCCCUCGCUCACAAGAGACGGGUGCAGAUGGAGAAACUCCAAGAGAUCCUGCGACAGAGGGACAAGAGCAAUCCCACUGCCAUGAGUUCAUCAGCAGGCGUCGCCCCUAACCCCGCCGCCACGCCCUCCUCCUGGAACCUGCCCACCACGACGGCCACCGCCACGAAUCCACAGCAGCCAAACUCCAACCCUCAGUCCUCCAGCUACCCGAACUCCUCUCAGACCGCCUCCUCGUCUGCGGUGGGAGCCCCUGGGCUUCCAUACAGCCCGUAUCCCGCCUCUCCUCCUAACCGUCCCCCUGUGGUGGCGGCGGCGGCGGCGGCGGCGGCAGGGCCGAUCCCAAACACUCCUCCAUCACAGUUCAGUCCGUACCCGGCUGCAGGCUACUCUGGGCCCAGACCUGCGUUCGGGCCUCCCUCCUCCGUCGCCUGCCCCUACCCGACCCAGCACCCGUUCCCAGCUCCACACCCUGGCUCAGCGUUUGGUCAGUACACCCCCAGCCACCCCCCCAGUGGCCCCGCCCCCUACCCGGCCUCCUACAGCUACGGCGGCUACAGCUACCCAGCCGGGCCGGCGUUUUCCUCUCCUCAGUCUCCACCAGGGAAGCCCAUCUACAGGGCGGGGUACGGCGUUCCCCAGCCGUACUCCUGAAACCCCGCCCCCACUGCCACCCCAUCCCCCCCGCCCUCCCUGAGGUUUUUUCUUUUCCUCUACGCUGCUUCCUCCACAAUCCACUCCAGAGGUCUCUUGCUUUACUUGACUUUGUUGCACUAUUUCAUUAAAUCAGUCUGAAGCAUGCCCCCCCCACACUAGUCUCAGGUCGUUUCAUUGCUUUGAGGUGUUGAGGCGCUCCUCUCCCUCACCGUCUCCCCCCUCAUCCCCCCUGUUGAAGUGAUGUUCUGUCGUAACACUAAGAACAAUGUGAUCGUCACGUCUGUCCGCUCCACCUGGAUAUUUCACUUCUGUCACCGAGGAAACUAAAGCAGGCGGAGGAGGAACCUGAAGCAAAGCGUCUCUGUUUUCCUUAUUUUCUCCAUUUCAAUGCAGCUCGGAGUCGUUCUGCCGUCUGAUUGGCUCCCCAGCAGCAGGCGAAGGCCUUCAUGCAAUAGCUGGUGUUCAGAUGGAGCUUCGUUCUGUUGGUGGAAACCAAAGAAAACUUAGUUAACUUAUUUUCCAUCAGCUCUGAGCUACAAUCCAUCUUUACUUUGUUCUUUUUCUCCACUGAGGGAAUCAUUCUCUGUCAUUGUUGUGUUUAAGUUAAGCCUUGUUUAAAGCAACCUAAGCUGACCACAUUAUGGUGACCUAGAUAGAAGCUUCACUGGUCUGAGUUGGUUGGGUUCCUGUGGUCAGACAUGGUUCCUGUUAAUCUGCAAAUGAUCAGAACCUAUAAUCUGUGCAUCACACCAACUCUACUGAUUUAUAGGCAACAUCUAAAAUCGACUGUGUGAGAAAAUGAAAUGUUUUAGAUAAAUACCGGGACAUCCUGCCUUGGAAGCUCCUACCAGCUCCCGUCUGCAGCUGAAGGAGAUGCUAGGAUGUGGUUCUACGUAGCGCUGAGCUUCACCAUUUAUUCAGAAACGGGGACGUGUCUCUAAAACUUGGUGCUCUGAUCUGUUCGGCUCCUUCAGGAACCACUGAACUAAUAAAACGAGACGUUUCUUUCCAGUGUUCAGAGGGAAUUUAGCCCUGAAUCUGUUCCAGUGAUUCAGCUGACGGUGGUGCUGAUGAUGGGAGCUGCGGGGUUUCUAAGCUCCUGGGCUGUUUGGACGAUCAGGUUCCCUUAGAUCCAGCCUGGAGGUCAACCAGAGUAGCGACCUGCAGGAGUCGGGCGCCGCAAGUUGGUCCCAACCAGAGGUUAAUGAGGAGUUUAAGUCGUUUGCUCCUAAACUUCUGGUUUGAGCUUUUUUUUUUUGUUGUUCUUAUUGAAGAUCAAGCAAAUGAAGAACAGUUUCCUAAAAUGAAAAAAAGCUUGAACUGACGGUAGACUGACUGAAAACAUCCCAUAAAACAUCAGUAAUAAAUACAGCAUGUGUUCCUGUGUAACACUGUCUAUCCAAAUAAUAGCACUGAAAGGAAAAAGAUGAACAAUUAAAGCUGAAUAUGUUUGUUUGGUAAAGAUGGCGGCUCCCUGCCCCUGCAGUGGGGGGGGGCUCUCCUAGUGAAUGGACAGUGUGAAGCACUCAGGAUGUCCAUGUCCUCUAAACAGAACCCUAACAGGUCAGUUUUACAUGCUGCAGGUCAGGGUCAAAGGUCAGUGAUUUUCCUGGUCGGCUUUUACCAGCGAAUGAUAAUAAUAACUGCUUUCCUUUAUCAUCCAGGCUUUAUUGAUGUUUUUCUCUCUCAGUAGCUUUCAGCUGCUCUAAACCUGCUGAUCACCACCAAUGAUCUGCUUCCUCUAAGCAGAUGGUUUAUGCAUCAAACAUAGGAUUGAAGUCAGACUCCUCCUGAAAUAGUUUGCUACCAUUUCAGACUGAAUCACAUCUACAUUUUCAGCCUUUCAUUAAAAUACACAGUUUGUUUGCAAAUAGGUUUAUUUUUAAAUAGGUUAGUCAUUAAAUAAAGGUUUCAGAAGCGUUUGUAAAUUGAAGAUCUGUGGGUUUCUAGAGCAGCGGUGCUGACUGACGUCACUGAUCGGUUUGCGUUGUGAUGAGCAGGAAGGUGUGGUCAGACUGGGCUGUGGGAUCCUGGAGGAUCCAGGGUCAAAGGUGAUGGGUUAUCAGUUGAUUGGUUCGGUUUCUGAUCAGCCCAGCAUCAGUGAACAGGAAGCAGUUCUGCUGCUUUGAAAAGGACGUUGCUUUGGCCUUCACCAGCUGAACGUUUAUCCAUCCAACAGGGCGGGCCUAAGGAUCAUCAGCACUUUUCUGUUUGAACUACAUGAACCAUGGUGGGGGGUUAAAGGUCAGCUAAGAGCAUCAAAAGCACAGAGAGACCGUGCUGAGAAAGACCGCCCUCCCAGUCCCAGUGGUCAUGAAGGGUUAACUCUGAUCA